Messenger RNA from Knipowitschia caucasica, 624 nucleotides. The record is from the annotation of a GenBank genome assembly. Lineage: Eukaryota; Metazoa; Chordata; Actinopteri; Gobiiformes; Gobiidae.
AUGGCUCACUUCAUCUUUGUCCAGCAGGUUUUUAUUGUCCUGAGGAGGGCUCAGCGGCUCCACAGCAGUGCCCAUUGGGAACUAUCAGUGAAGUCGAUGGUUUGCCCAGCUGCAGUAUCUGUCCCCAGGGGUUUUAUUGUCCCGUCAGCAGUAUCGGUACUUUAUAUGAAAGUUAUGAAUGUCCCAUGGGCCAUUAUUGCCCAUCUGGGACAUGGGCUAAGGAUCAGUAUCCAUGUCCUUCUGGAUCUUUUAACCCACACUUGCGAAUGUCAAAGCCCCAACACUGUCAGCCCUGCCUUCCAGGGUCCUUCUGUGCCUUCCCAGGAAAAGGUAACGCAACAGGGCUGUGUGAUGCUGGAUACUACUGCCUUUCUGGGGCUUCAUCACCCACUCCAACAGAUGGAGGACAUACUGGAGGCUUGUGUCCUGAAGGAUAUCUCUGUGCCACUAGAGGACUCUCUUUCCCCACUCAAGUCUGCCCUGCUGGCUCGUUCUGUCCCGGCGCAGAUAACAAUGUUCUUCAGACGUCAGUGCUUUGCUUCCCCGGAAAUAUGUGCCCCCCUGGAUCUAAAGCACAACUUCCCUGUUUUCCAGGCAGCUACCAGAGCUUACCAGGACAGGUAG